CAAGGAACAAACUGUACCCAGUGGAUGGACCUGAGGACUGGAUUCUUGGGUGCCUGGGUUUGUGGGGUGAGAGCCUAGAAAGUGGCGGAAAGUGGAGCCCCAAGCUCCAGGCUCCCCCACUGCAGCCUGCCUGGACUUUGCCUUCCUGCUGCCUGAGCCCCACCCUGCACCCUUGGCUCUCCCCGGAAACAUCCAGGACUGAGAGCCUCAGCAUCUGGGAGAGAGCCUAGCAUGUGGGGCUACCUAUCCCUGCUUCCUGCUUUCCUGGCCCUGUGGGCUACCAGUGGCAUCUGGAUCGUUUUUGCCAUUGCAGUGGCCAACAGGACAGUGAACCUCAGUGAAGGCUUUCCCUACAUCAGUAUUUGUGGAUCUUACCCCCCUCAGAGCUGCAUCUUUGGCCAGCUACUCAACCUGGGAGCUGCCAUGGCCGCUUGGAUCUGCAUUCUACGUUACCACCAGCUCCGGGACUGGGGGGUCGGAAAGUGGCCUAACCAGCUAAUCCUCUGGACAGGUCUCUUCUCCGCCCUGGGCACCUCGGUGGUGGGCAAUUUCCAGGAAAAAAACCAGAAGCCCAUACAUCUGGCAGGUGCCUUCCUCGCCUUUAUCUUGGGCAACCUCUACUUCUGGCUACAGCUCCUCCUCCUGUGGAGGAAGAAGAGCCUGCCCCAGCCCGGGGCCCUCUGGAUCAGGCCACUCCGCCUGGGCCUCUGCAGUCUCUGUACCAUACUCAUCGUGGCCAUGAUCAUCCUCCAUUCCCAGCAGCUACGUUCCGCCUCUGCUGUCUGUGAGUGGGCCACCGCCAUGCUGCUGUUCACACUCUUUGGACUCUUCUCGGUUGACUUCUCUGGCCUGGACAGCUGUACCCUGAGUCUUCAGCCAGGGUCCAGCCUCAGCCCCUCGCCAGUUUCCCUUGGCUCUCUGCCUGUCUAGCUGUCUCAGACACCCUGACUGGGGCCUCAUGUUGC
Molecule: messenger RNA, 965 nt
Organism: Otolemur garnettii (small-eared galago)
Lineage: Eukaryota; Metazoa; Chordata; Mammalia; Primates; Galagidae
Gene: TMEM150B
Product: transmembrane protein 150B
Exons: 8
Coding region: 232-930 (232 amino acids)
Source: RefSeq, a predicted model, not a curated record